Molecule: messenger RNA, 744 nt
Organism: Dictyostelium discoideum AX4
Lineage: Eukaryota; Evosea; Eumycetozoa; Dictyosteliales; Dictyosteliaceae
Exons: 2
Coding region: 1-744 (247 amino acids)
Source: RefSeq, a predicted model, not a curated record
AUGAUAUCAAAAGCAAUUUGUGUUGGUAUAGUUGGUAUGCUUUAUGGAGCAUCAAUGGCAUUAGCUCAGACUAAUUUAGAUAAUUCCCAAAGUGUUUUAAUUUAUAAUAAUUGGGUUAGAAAUAUUGGGUCAACAUUUGGUCUUCAACAAUCUCAAUCAGUUCCAACAGAUUUUGUAACAAAUAUUAAUACAAUUCAAAGUGGAAAUUUAGCAAGAACACCUGGUAGUUAUAAACUUGGAUAUAACUCUUAUUCAGCUACAAAUGCACAGGCAUUCCAGAAUGGACAUAUUGCUGGAUCAAAUAUUGGUUUAUAUCCAAUGAAUGGUACAAACCUAUGGAAUACUAAAGGUAAUGGUAUUGCAGGUGGUACAUUGGCUGGUAUUAUAGUUGGGUCAGUUUUGGGUGGUUUAUUAGUGCUCGUUGGUAUGAUAUCCGCAUUCAUUUCAUGGAGAAGACAUAUGGAAUUGAAGAAAUCUACCUUAUAUGCAGAUUAUAGAAGCAAUUACAAGGCUGAACCAAUUCCUGAUAUUAAAGAUCACGUUCCAUCUGAAUACUAUCGUGAAUCACAUCGUAUUGGUCUUAAUCAAGGUUACAAUGUUGAUUCAGUUACUUCAACACGUUAUAGAGAGAAUAAUAAUCUCAGUUAUGUUAAUAGAGAAAAUCAUGAAGUUACCAUACCACGUACUGCUUCAGAUAUUAAUAAUAAUAAUGCAACUCAUAUCACAAAUGCCCAUAAUCAUUAA